CAUAAUUGAAUUCAAAUAAGAUAAAACAAAAGAAAAAAACGAAAAGUAAAGCUAAAAAGUUACAAACAGUCAAACAGUACAGUAAAGAAGAAGAAGCAGAGUAUCAAAAAUCUCCCUCUUACCAAGAAUUAGGGGUUUUUUUGGAUCGAAUUCGCGGCAAGUAGGCUCAUUUUCUUCCGACAACAGUGGUCUUCUUUCCAGAUAUGUCUCUCCGAGUUUCGAAGCAGUAAGCCCUUUUAUUUACUUCACUCACUCAAAUCUUCUUACUGUCACUCGAAAAUCAAAGACCAGAUCUUCACUAGUCCUAGGAUGAUUGAGAGAGUACUCCGUUGGAGGUGUGCUAAGCUAAAAAGACAAGACACAAAUCCGAAUCAACAUAUGUUUCUGUCUCAUAGUUUGGUGUGGAGUGUCUUUCACAGAUAUGUCUAGAGAAGCCAAGAUGUUGUACGCUUGAGGGUUUAAUCUAAGCUAAAGAUGGGUUCACUAUGUUGUGUGGCUGCAAAAUCAGAUAGGUCAGAUUCUGCAAGUAGAGACUUCUCGUUUGGUCCCCAUGAGCCUUAUUGGAGGACUAAUACAAGUUUCUCUCCACCUUCAUCGAGAUGGGAUGUCCCUGGCUUAACCGGUGGUAUUAGCUUAUACGGAUCCUCCACAUCAUCAAACGCUAAUCACAACACUACCAAACCACAACGAGCGGUUUCAAGUAUAUUUAGAUGCGGUUUGUGUAACAGAUACAUCUCACAGAAAUCUCCUUGUGGAUCUCGGUCCAUCGUAAGAAACCGAGACAUGCCCGUCACGGGAGUGCUUCCAUGUCAACACGUCUUUCACGCUGAGUGUCUUGACCAAUCAACUCCAAAGGCUCACCGCGGUGAUCCGCCUUGUCUAAUAUGUAUCAAACAAGAAGGAGAGCAGUCUAAGUCACACAACAUUGUCCUGAGGCUUAAACCGUUUUGUGAAGAUGGGCCAUCAUCUACAAGACAGUGGGCCUGUGCUCAGGUUGGUGACUGUGUUGAAAGUGCUGUUAAUGUGCCGCCGAGAAACACCAUGGUGAUGGUAAACAGGAACAGGAUGAGGAAAAGCCUCCCCUUGAGAGGAAGCUCAAGCAAGGAUUCUCCAAGAAGAGUCAAGAAAAGUAGCUCAUUUAUGGAAAGUUUUACUAAUCAAGUCUCGCUUGUGCAUUCUAGAGGGAAAGAGAAGGUUUAAUGGCAGCUGGAAAAAAGAAGCAGAGAAAUCAAAAAGGUUGAUUCUUUGACGUCUUUUAAACUUUUGACAAGUGUCACACCAAAGGACUGUAAAGUAUUCAUUCUGGAGACCUGUAAGCAAAUUUGUUAGACCUUUGAUUGUUUUUUUUUGUCUUGUAAUCAUCUACUUGCUGGCGAGUGGCGAUCAUCUUAAUUAACCGGUUUAUUAUCCAACCGAUAAGUUAUUUUA
Raphanus sativus (radish) is the source of this 1428-nucleotide messenger RNA. RefSeq lists its product as uncharacterized. The transcript is spliced from 2 exons. NCBI's taxonomy places the organism in Eukaryota, Viridiplantae, Streptophyta, Magnoliopsida, Brassicales, Brassicaceae. The record is from RefSeq and is a predicted model, not a curated record. The coding region runs from base 475 to 1200 and encodes 241 amino acids.